This is a messenger RNA of Cladocopium goreaui, 372 nucleotides long. The record is from the annotation of a GenBank genome assembly. Lineage: Eukaryota; Dinophyceae; Suessiales; Symbiodiniaceae.
AUGGCUUUGACUUUCCUUGUGCGAGUGCUGCUGUGCAGUGUGGUGUUCAUGCCAUCCUUCGCCCAGAACUUGAAGGGCAGCAGCAGCGGCAUUGCAGAAAUGGCCGAAGUGGUUUCCAAGGACGCCCACGCGGUGCAGAAUCUUGAGGUCACCGACUCCGCCAGCGACAUUUCCCUGGACGACUUGCCCAAGAAGCAUCCGCCCACCACGAACCAGGCCUUGGUCUCCAUGGUCUUGAUCUUCGUCAUCCCGGCAAUCGGCCUGGUGAUCAUGUACAAGGGCAAGGAAGCGGGUUGGACAGGUGCUUUCGGCUUGAUCUGCUGUUUGAUCACCUGCGUAUGGAUUUACACCGCGGUGCUCGCAUUCAUGUAG